Messenger RNA from Ricinus communis (castor bean), 818 nucleotides. RefSeq names its product SKP1-like protein 1B. NCBI's taxonomy places the organism in Eukaryota, Viridiplantae, Streptophyta, Magnoliopsida, Malpighiales, Euphorbiaceae. The transcript has 2 exons. Bases 131 to 604 code for a protein of 157 amino acids. Gene Ontology annotation, molecular function: cullin family protein binding. Gene Ontology annotation, cellular component: cytoplasm; nucleus. The record is from RefSeq and is a predicted model, not a curated record. Gene Ontology annotation, biological process: SCF-dependent proteasomal ubiquitin-dependent protein catabolic process.
CACAGAUUCUCCAAAAUGGACACGUGCGUCUACUGUUCUCUCCACUCGACAGUAGGGAUCUGGCGGUCUCACUCUCAUCCGAACGAAGAAGAAGAAGACAGCUUAAACCUAAUCAGAAAAGCGUUGACCAAUGUCAACUAGCAGGAAAAUCACUUUGAAGAGUUCUGACGGUGAGACUUUUGAGGUGGACGAAGCGGUGGCGCUUGAAUCGCAAACAAUUAAGCAUAUGAUCGAAGAUGACUGCGCCGAUAACGGCAUACCUCUUCCUAAUGUCACCAGCAAAAUACUCUCUAAGGUGAUUGAGUAUUGUAAGAAGCACGUUGAAACUUCUAAGUCUGACGAUCGGCCUUCUUCUGUUGACGAUGAGCUUAAGACUUGGGAUGCUGAGUUUGUUAAAGUUGAUCAAGCUACUUUAUUUGAUCUUAUAUUGGCUGCCAAUUAUCUGAACAUCAAGAGUUUGCUGGAUCUGACUUGUCAGACUGUGGCCGAUAUGAUCAAGGGAAAAACACCAGAGGAGAUACGGAAGACUUUCAACAUCAAGAAUGACUUUACACCAGAAGAAGAAGAGGAAGUUCGGAGAGAAAAUCAGUGGGCCUUUGAGUGAAGGGCUUUGUGAAAUAAUAUAUCUGUAUUUGUAGUUCUUUUCUUUUUGUGCUUGACUUUGGCGUUUAGGGAUUAUGGCUUUGCAAACAGCUGCUAUCAGUAUAUUGUUUGUUGCCUUUAUCGAUGUAGAAGCCAUAUCGAUGCAGUGUUUUAUGCUUUGGUCAUAAAUAAGCAUGAUGAAGUGCAGGAAUAUAAACUGGAAUGCGUUCUCAGCA